Molecule: messenger RNA, 3106 nt
Organism: Hylaeus volcanicus
Lineage: Eukaryota; Metazoa; Arthropoda; Insecta; Hymenoptera; Colletidae
Product: calpain-7-like
Exons: 12
Coding region: 532-3006 (824 amino acids)
Biological process (GO): proteolysis
Molecular function (GO): calcium-dependent cysteine-type endopeptidase activity
Source: RefSeq, a predicted model, not a curated record
UUCUUCGAUCGAUGUUAGAUUUUAAGCGAGAUCUAAAUAGAAUUGUACAUAGAUUCCUAUGUUUGAAAUAAAUUCAAAACCACAACAUAUAAUUUAAAUAUUUUCUCUAAUCUUAUGUGAAUUACUACAUUACAGAUAUCUCUGAUGUUUGAUUAGUAAUAUGUAAUCCAAAGUUGUCCAAUGUAAUAAUCGUAAUGGAUAUCAGAGCGUGACACCUAACCUAUAAUAUGUAUCGUAAAAGCACAAUGAUAAUUUUAAGCUUAUACAGUUUAAUUAUUUAAGUAUACAUGUCAAAAAUUAUAAGGCGUCUAGUUUUUUUGGAAAUAUUGUAAAUAUGUGCAAGGAAAAAGUAUCGAUCAACGAGGUAUAACGGAAUGAUUGAGUAUUAAAUUGUAUUUAAAUAAAACUGAAAGCGACUCACGCAAUAUAAAUAAACUAAAAUUUGUCAAAUAGUAAAGAUUAGUUAAAUUUUAUUGGGUGCAAAUAUCAGAAAAGGUAGGAGCUAUAGCUUACUUUUAUUAAAUUUACAAAAUGACCUUGGAAGAUGCUCAAAAUGCAGCCAGAAAAGCUGUACAAUUUGAUAGUAAAAGUCAAUAUAGACAAGCUUUGUAUUAUUACAAUGUUGCUAUACAAUGCCUCACCAAAUUACAAGAUCCUGUAUACAAUCAGAAACUUGCAGAAUACGAGGAAAGAAUAUCGACCAUACGAUCUCUUAUUGAAGAAGAAGAGCAGAAGCAUCAUAAAGCACAGACCAUGCAUCAGUCUGAGUUACAGAGGUGUAAGUUUCUUAUAAACCAAGCCCAAGAUGCAGAUGAAGCUGGAUUAAAAGAUGUAGCUGUGAAAUUAUACACAGAUGCUGCUGAACUUGGACUUAAUGUUAAAAGUACAGACUCUGAAAUGAAAGGAAAAGUGACUGCUCUUGUUCGACUUGCUCUUGAUAGAGCAGAAACUCUAAAAGGGUUUAAAAAGGAAGACACUAAUAUUAUUAAAUCACUUUCCCAAUUGCCUCCUGUACCAGAAACAAAUUUAGAUAUGGAUAUGGAUAAAGAAUCAUCUUCGACAACAACAUCCACAAGUACUAGUAACAUAGGAAGACAAACUCGACCACCUCUUCAUCGUGGGAGUAGUGCACACUUGAAAGUAACUGGUAAUAAUAGUAAUUAUACGGACGAGGAGAAAAGAGUUUUACUUCAUAGUUCUCAUAUUAAUGAACAUGAAUUCGUACCUUUUAUGAGUAUCGAUCUUAGAGAAAAAUUUCAGUACGCCAUUCCGUUCACCGACAAAGAUGGUUUACUAGAAUUAGCGCCAAAACAAAAGCCUGAUUUUGCAAGGUGGUGUCGACCAGAAGAAUUAUUUUCCGAGCCGAAAAUGGUUAUGGGUCACCAUGUUGAUUACUACAGUAUAAAGCAGACUGUUGUUUCCGAUUGCUCCUUUGUCGCCUCGCUUGCUGUUAGCGCCCAGUAUGAAAAAAGAUUUGGCCGUAGAUUAAUCACGUCUAUUAUUUAUCCAAAGAAUAGGAAUAAGGAACCGAUUUACAAUCCAUUUGGAAAGUACAUGGUGAAACUACACAUUAACGGUGUUCCACGCAAAGUUAUAAUAGAUGAUUUAUUGCCUGUAAGCAGAUACAACCAAUUACUUUGUUCCUACUCUAGCAAUCACGGAGAGCUGUGGAUCUCGUUACUUGAGAAGGCAUACAUGAAAGUAAUGGGUGGUUAUGAUUUUCCUGGCUCAAAUAGUAAUAUAGAUUUACAUGCUUUAACUGGUUGGAUACCCGAGCGAUGGGUUAAUAGGCCAGAUGAUCCAGAUUUUAAUAAAGACAGUUUAUUUAAUAUUUUAUUAGCGCGAUUACACAAAGGAGAUGUGUUGGUAACAGUAGCUACUGGAGAAUUAUCCGAUUCAGAUGCUGAUAGAACAGGUCUGGUGCAGACUCACGCGUACGCUGUUCUUGAUGUUAGAAAGAUAAAUGGAGAAAAAUUACUGCAACUUAAAAAUCCUUGGUCGCACUUGCGAUGGAAAGGAAAUUAUUCCGAACUCGAUGCUGUACAUUGGACUAAUGAAUUAAAAGAAACAUUAAAUUAUGACCCAGAUUCUGCGUCCCAAUUUGAUAAUGGUAUAUUCUGGAUUGAUUAUGACAGUAUAUGUACCUUUUUCGAUGUCUUUUAUUUGAAUUGGAACCCAGGUCUAUUUAACUAUACAUAUUGUAUUCAUCAAAUGUGGAAUGCAGGAAUAGGCCCAGUAAAAGAUGGAUAUAAUAUCGGCGAUAAUCCUCAAUUUUUACUGGAAGUACAAAGCAAUGUUACAGGAGUGGUAUGGAUCCUCCUCACGAGACAUAUUACAGACAUCGCUGAUUUUCGACAAAAUCAAGAAUAUAUAACAGUAUUAGUUUAUCAGAAUGAUGGAAAAAGAGUAUACUAUCCUCAUGACCCGGCACCGUACAUCGGUGGUGUAAGAAUAAAUAGUCCACACUAUCUUUGCAAAAUAAAGCUAAAUACCGAAAGUAAUACUCGAUAUACUCUAGUCGUAUCACAGUAUGAAAAAACGAAUACAAUAUACUAUACUUUACGUGCGUAUGGUACAUGCCCAUUCACGUUACGCAAGAUACCGAAUUUGUAUAAAUACGAAAAGGAGGUCACUGAUGGUCAGUGGAAAGGUAUUACAGCUGGCGGAUGCAGUAAUCAUGAAACAUAUGAAAAUAAUCCGCGAUACCAAUUAGUGUUAGAAAGUUCAAAUAACAAUAAUUAUGUAUUGAUUAUAUUGAAAGGGCCAAAGCAAUAUCAAAUUGGUUUCAAUAUUAUGUCAGUUGUAUUAAAUGACGCUGAUGCACCCGGUGCAUUCAAAAUGAAAACCUCGGGUCCAUUCAGGUCGGGUUUUGUUUAUCUUGAAUUAGAUGAUGUGCCAGCUGGAACGUAUAAUAUUAUUCCAUCAACAUACAUUCCCGGACAAGAAGGACCUUUCUUUUUAACUUGUAAAUCGUCUUGUAAAUUGCAACUUCAGCGGCUUCAAUAACGUAACGGAUCUAUAUAUGAAUUACUGUUUUGUACAAAAGAAAAUGUUAAUAAUAUGUUGUUCAAUUAUAAUAAGCACAAUAUAUGACUAAUAAUUUAUA